Molecule: messenger RNA, 1074 nt
Organism: Telopea speciosissima
Lineage: Eukaryota; Viridiplantae; Streptophyta; Magnoliopsida; Proteales; Proteaceae
Product: polygalacturonase non-catalytic subunit AroGP2-like
Exons: 2
Coding region: 37-1071 (344 amino acids)
Source: RefSeq, a predicted model, not a curated record
UUUGCAAUUCAUUUGGUUCCCUGUUUCAGUUCCACCAUGACAUAUCACAUUUUGUUGCUUGGAAUUCUGAUAGUAGCAUACUUUAGUAAAUUGCAGGGUUUUCAAGCUGAAAAUGCCUUCUCACAGUAUUGGAAAGAGCAUAUUGGUCUUUCACACCCUCCACAUUGGUUAGUUGCAAAGGCUUCUCCAUUAACCCUCCAUCAGGCAACAAUGUUUAUGAAACUUAUGAAAGAAAAUGAAUUGGCUUCACACUUGCGUUCAUUCUGUAAACAGGCUAAUAUUGCUUGUUCUACAAAUGCGUUGGUAAAGAAGACAAUGGAUGACACAACCCUGCCACCAAUUGCUCAGUGGAGUGCUAUCAAAGUGGUUUAUGAACACCUUCCAAAUGAAACACCCAUGUCAGCUGCUAGCCAAGGAGGAUUGCCAUUUUUUCGCGAGUCAAUGGUUAAAGAGGGAGGUUUCAUGUCUAUCCCUGAUCUAAGGGACCUAAUGUCAUAUAAAUCAUUCUUACCGCGAUCUCUCGCAUCAAAACUCCCAUUUUCCUUUGGAAAGAUUGAGGAAUUGAAGAAAAUGUUUGGUGUGGUGGAUCAAUCAAACAUGGAUGGGUAUAUUGAAGACACCAUCAAGAUAUGUGACAAGAGUCCCAUUCGAGAUGAGCAGAGCACCUGCAUGACUUCCGGUGAAGAUCUCAUCGAUUUUAUUGUCGAAAAAUUAGGGCACCAUGUAUGUGUAUGGAGUACUGAGAGCAUUGAAGGAUCUUAUGAGAAUGUCACAAUUGGAGCCAUAAAACUCAUAUAUGGAAACCUCUUUGAACCGCCAGUAUUAUGUCAUAGUCAGCCAUUCCCAUUUCAAGUCUAUUAUUGCCAUAUUUUACAGAAAGUAAAAGUAUAUGUAAUUGAUAUACAUGCUCAGAAGAAAGUGAAUCAUGUGAUCAUGGCAUGCCAUUAUGACACAUCAACUUGGAAUCCAAACCAUAUUGCUUUUAAGUUGUUGGGUUCUGACCCAGGCCUAAUAGAAGUUUGUCAUUGGAUAAAUGAGAAUGGAUUGGUUUGGACAAAGACUCAAGCUUGAGCA